AUGCGCCGGGUCCUUCAUCUGAAGAACGUGACGCAGUGUGCCAUGCUCGAGGAGGUCAGCGUCUUCCUUGUCAUGGCGAACAAGGUGGAUCGUCUCAUCGAUGCGCUUGUUCGUUUACGCCAUGAGCUGUUCAAGGCCCUCUUUGCCUGCCACAUUGACAUGAUGGUUGCCUCCCCACCGCCAAGCACCGCUGAUAAAUGCAUCGUACGCCCCGCAGCAGAUCAGCCUUGGUGGAAACCUUGGCUUCAUCAAGAAGCAAAGCCUCACUCGGAGACUCGUUAUAGGUCGACAGUAUAUUUUCUUACCCUGCACCCCGUGGCUAGGAAGAUCAAGGAGAAGGCUGAGGUGGAGACGCUAGGAUCUCGCCUCGGACUUCGUCCCCCCCGUUCUGAGUGGUUCAGGGAAGACAGGAGCUUCUAUGUGCCUUCGUCCUUCUCAGAACGACUAUCGUCACCGUCUGCUUCGCUCUCCUCCCCUUACCGCCGCGCUAGACCCAACAGGGUCGCCAUCCCUCGGUUCGAUGAUUCCCGCUGCGAUGAGCUGGCCAAGCGCUGCAGUUCCCGCAGGCCGAUGGGCAUGUCCCGCGUGCGCAAGAAUGAGUACUUGCUCUGUUACAAUGAGUUUGGCCUAUAUACAGACCGCCACGGCUGUCCCAUCCGCUCGAGAGACACGAUUCAGUGGGAGGUCACAGCACAGCGUGUCGCAUGGCACCCGCCCUACGUCCAUCUCUCUGACUUAGAAGUCACUGAAAUACGCCACAUCGACACCGGCGGGCUCUGCGAUCAAAACUCCUGUGGAGAAUGA
This is a messenger RNA of Heterobasidion irregulare TC 32-1, 804 nucleotides long. RefSeq lists its product as uncharacterized. The transcript has 4 exons. Lineage: Eukaryota; Fungi; Basidiomycota; Agaricomycetes; Russulales; Bondarzewiaceae. The record is from RefSeq and is a predicted model, not a curated record. The coding region runs from base 1 to 804 and encodes 267 amino acids.